AUGGGGCUCCUGUCGCAGGGCUCCCCGCUGAGCUGGGAGAAGACGCAGCGCCACGCGGAGCACGUGCGCAAACACGGCAUCCUCCAGUUCCUGCACAUCUACCGGGCGGUGGGCGAGAGGCACAAGGACGUGCUCAAGUGGGGCGACGAGGUGGAAUACAUGUUGGUAGUAUUUGACCAUAAAAACAAGAGAGCGCAGUUGUCCCUAACUGGAGGAGACGUUCUUCAUACUUUGCAAGAAAAAGGGGAAAGAGUAAACCCAAACCAUCCAACUCUCUGGAGGCCAGAAUAUGGAAGCUAUAUGAUUGAAGGGACGCCUGGGCAACCCUAUGGAGGGACAAUGUCUGAAUUUAACACUGUGCAAGACAACAUGAGAAAGCGACGCCUGGAGGCUGCUUCUGUGCUGAAACAAAACGAAGCUGUUUGCACUGUGACAUCGUUUCCAAGAUUGGGCUGUCCAGGAUUUACGAUACCGGAGUGUGUGCCUACCCCUGUUGAGACAGGAGCCUCCAAGUCUCUCUUCUUCCCGGACGAAGCCAUUAACAAACAUCCCAGGUUUAGUACUUUAACAAGAAACAUUCGACACAGAAGAGGAGAAAAAGUAGUGAUAAACGUGCCAAUAUUUAAAGACAAGAAUACUCCGUCGCCGUUCAUAGAAACAUUCCCUAAUGAUGAUGGUGAAGGAGCCAGGGCAGUCAAGCCUGACCAUGUCUACAUGGAUGCCAUGGGGUUUGGAAUGGGCAACUGCUGCCUUCAGGUAACAUUCCAGGCUUGCAGCAUCUCUGAAGCAAGAUACCUUUAUGAUCAGCUAGCGACCAUCUGUCCCAUUGUGAUGGCAUUAAGUGCGGCAGCUCCAUUCUACAGAGGCUACGUGACAGAUAUCGAUUGCCGUUGGGGAGUGAUAUCUGCCUCCGUAGACGACAGAACGAGGGAGGAGAGGGGAUUGGAGCCGUUGAAGAACAACCGUUACAGAAUCAAUAAAUCCAGAUACGAUUCCAUAGACAGUUAUCUCUCUGAAUGUGGUGAAAAAUACAAUGACAUUGAUUUGACGGUAGAUAAAGAAAUCUACGAGCAGUUAGUAAAGGAAGGCAUUGACCAUCUGUUGGCCCAACACAUUGCUCAUUUAUUUAUCCGUGAUCCUUUGACUCUGUUUGAAGAGAAAAUACAUCUGGAUGAUGCAAAUGAAUCUGACCACUUUGAGAAUAUCCAGUCAACAAACUGGCAGACAAUGAGAUUCAAACCACCACCUCCAAAUUCAGACAUUGGAUGGAGGGUUGAGUUCAGACCAAUGGAGGUCCAGUUAACAGACUUUGAAAAUUCCGCCUACGUUGUGUUUGUGGUGUUGCUGACUCGAGUCAUUCUCUCCUACAAACUGGAUUUUCUCAUUCCCUUGUCCAAGGUGGAUGAGAACAUGAAAGUAGCUCAGAAACGGGAUGCUGUUCGGCAAGGCAUGUUUUAUUUCAGAAAAGACAUUUGUAAAGGUGGCAAUGCUGUAGUGGACGGAUGUGGGCCAGCUCAAAAUGGUACAGAGACAGAUUCUGAAGAGUAUACCUUAAUGAGCAUAGAUACAAUAAUCAAUGGAAAGGAAGGAGUAUUUCCUGGAUUAAUUCCAGUUUUGAACUCUUACCUUGAAAAUAUGGAAGUGGAUGUAGAUACAAGGUGCAGCAUUCUAAACUACCUGAAACUCAUUAAAAAGAGAGCGUCAGGAGAAUUGAUGACAGCUGCUCGAUGGAUGCGAGAGUUCGUCGCGAACCACCCAGCAUACAAACACGACAGUGUGAUUACCGAAGAGAUUAAUUACAGCCUGAUUUGGAAAUGCUACCAAAUCGCCGAAGAGCAAGUUGAAUGCCCUGAACUGCUUGGUAACAAAGUAAAAUACAGUGGAACUAAAACCGGCACUUUUUGAUGAAAGGUUUUAAUCCAUUGUGGCGGGGGAGACAUUCUCUGCUGAAGCACUAGCUAUAUUUACUGGUGUGAAUACCUGCAGUUUCAUAGUGUGAAGACCAAAAAUGGUUCUACUGCACUAUUAAGAUGGGCCAAUCUGCCUAAUAUUCUCUCAAAACUUCCUACGAUAGGUGUAUUCUUAUAUUUAAGAUUUAUACUGUGUACAUGUAAAUAGUAAAAUAUUUUUUUGAUUUAACAUCAAUGUAUUUUAAUAACAUUAUACUGAAAGUCAUUGUGAACCAGCUUGUAACUUUUUAUAUGCUUAUUCUGGAAGAAAAAAAAAGAAAAAGUCCAUGUUCUCAAACAGCUUUGCAAAGGUACUGUAUGGGUACUCGUAUAUUAUCAGCAUUCCAGACCUUGAAUGUUUACUCUGACUUUUGUUACCUGGAAUGCACUGAAUCUACUGUACUUUAAAG
Lacerta agilis (Sand lizard) is the source of this 2359-nucleotide messenger RNA. RefSeq names its product glutamate-cysteine ligase catalytic subunit (gene GCLC). The record is from RefSeq and is a predicted model, not a curated record. The transcript has 16 exons. Gene Ontology annotation, cellular component: glutamate-cysteine ligase complex. The coding region runs from base 1 to 1905 and encodes 634 amino acids. Lineage: Eukaryota; Metazoa; Chordata; Lepidosauria; Squamata; Lacertidae. Gene Ontology annotation, biological process: glutathione biosynthetic process. Gene Ontology annotation, molecular function: glutamate-cysteine ligase activity.